Molecule: messenger RNA, 2147 nt
Organism: Hippoglossus stenolepis (Pacific halibut)
Lineage: Eukaryota; Metazoa; Chordata; Actinopteri; Pleuronectiformes; Pleuronectidae
Gene: ccdc15
Product: coiled-coil domain containing 15
Exons: 10
Coding region: 333-1655 (440 amino acids)
Cellular component (GO): centrosome
Source: RefSeq, a predicted model, not a curated record
AGUUACAAUCCUCGUGCGCACAAACUUGGCCAUAAAAGAUGAAUCAGGGCAUAAUGAUCCUCACAGUGUCUCCUCCUGGCCUCACGGGGGCAAUAAUGAGCCAGUGAGCGGUUUGAGAAACAACACAAGGUAAAAGAAGACGAAGUGAGCGAAAGUCAAACUGACCUGUUGAUUAUUUACAGAACAAAAACAAACGACAGCUGGUUUUAGCUUUUAUUUUCCACCUCUUGUCGUUUAAACAGUUAACGAUCGAGCUGCAUGAAACAGUCAACAGACACGAGGGGCUGUUGAAUUAGAAGCACUUUACGUUAGCCUGGUUAGUAAGGCUAGCUAUGAGUGCUAGCCGGGUCAUAGCCUCCACGGGCGGCCGAAACAAAGCUCCAGUCAGCCGCAGAAAGGAGCACCGAGCCCCCGGAGCUAACAGGGUGCUGGCGGGGAGGAACCCGCCUGUGGUGGCGGUGGGAGCCUGGGUGGAGGACGGACAAGACUUCCAGGAACACCCGUGUGCUCUUGCUUUGAUAACUGAGGAGCUUCAGGCAGAAAAGAGGAGGGAGAAUGAAGAGAGCCUGCGACGAUUUCAGGAUGAAGUGCGCCACCGAGUGGCACAACAAGCCCAAGUCUUCAGGAAGAGACAGCAGCCUCAAACUGAGCUAAUGGUCAAACCUAACAGGAGAAUCCCGCAACAACAAUAUCAAGUGUGGACCCAGCAUGUGCCUGCUGGGGAGAAGGGGGUGUCUGCAGGAGCUGCUAUACGACAGAGGGUGAUGGAGAGGAGCUCUCAGGGGUCUAGUGAAGGCAUGAGGCAGGUCAGACUCAGACUGGCCGCCUGUCAGAUGAGCUCUCAUGGAGGAACAACGUCAGACCUUCCUGGAGGCAAAUGGAACAUCUCCCCAACCAGACAUGCAAGCAAAGCUGAAUAUUGCAUGCAAAGACCAGAACAGGAAGUGGAAGAGGACGAGGAGGAGGAUUUUCAGAGAGAGGAAGAGGGAGAUGAUCAUUUCUUCACCGGUCAACAUGAAUGUCCCCUUGUUCAGCAGAAGGUCAGUGGAAGUGUGUUGUGGGACACAGACAAAUCACAGCCUGAUCCUGGUUUCAAGUCCAGCCUCAGAGCCACUCAGGUCCUGUGGCCUCUGACUGAGCAGGAGGAGCUGAGGAGACAGCGUCAGUCUCAGUUCCUGAUGCAGCGUCGUCACUUCAUGAGCACAGAGAGGGAGCAAGUGAAGGAGAACAAUCAGCACAGGAAACACCUGAAGAGAACUGCAAGGAUAAAAGAAGAGAAAGAACAGAUUCGUCUGGAGGAAGAGAGAAAGUUGGAGAGAGCUCGGCAGCUCGUGGAGGCCCGACAGCAGCUGGAGGAGAGAGAGCUGCUGAUUGUGGAACGACUGAGGCUUGAGGAGGAGGAGAGAGCUGUGGAGCUGCAGAGGAGAAAAAAGGAAAAACACAAAGUAGCUACAAGGUUCAUUGACGCCCUGAGAGCUCAGAUGAAAGAGAGACUGUCGCAGGAGAAACUGGAGCCCCCUCCUCUCUGCUGCUGUGCUUCCUCUUUCUGGGACUCUCACCCCGACACCUGCGCUAACAACUGUGUCUUCCACAACAACCCCAAAGCAUAUGCCCAGGCGUUACAAUCAACAAUGCUGAAUUUGGAUUCACGGUAAAGGAAGCUGGUGAACUGCAGCGGAAAAUGAGCUCAAAGAAACCAGGUCCUUGUUGUUUAGGUCUGACUGUUUGUAAGGAACAUUUUGGGAAAUACAGUCUAAGUGAAAGACUAGAAGAUGGAUGAUCUCUGCACAUCCAUCCAGUACAGAGUUGCUUCCAGAGUGAAAUAUGAGGACACAACAACAACAGAUACUAGAUGGGUUGCCAUGAAAUUUUGAAGAGGACAUUCCUGUUUCCCACAAGUUGAAUCCAAAUGACUUUCGUGAUCCACUGUUUUUUUUAUUGUUUAAUAACACCAGCAAGUUAAAAUGUUCAUUCAGGGAUUUGAUACAAUGCAAUUACUGAAGUGAGUUUACAAGUUUAUUAAAGUUUAGGGAAGUGUAAACUUGAAGAUAUGCUUUUGAGGAUUUGCUGUGGUAUUGUACGGAAUUAUAAAAGUCUGCUUUGUGUCAUGUUAAUUUAUAAUUCCUUGAUAAACUUAAAUCUGUUAA